Messenger RNA from Argentina anserina (silverweed cinquefoil), 826 nucleotides. RefSeq lists its product as uncharacterized. The record is from RefSeq and is a predicted model, not a curated record. The transcript is spliced from 6 exons. Lineage: Eukaryota; Viridiplantae; Streptophyta; Magnoliopsida; Rosales; Rosaceae. The coding region runs from base 129 to 527 and encodes 132 amino acids.
CUCGCCCCAAGUCUGAAAUUUUUAAGCGGCCAAAAGACUCGCGGGAAACUUAAACCCACCCUUUCACUCUUGACUGGAAUCGCUCCCGCCGAGACCCAAGUUGAAUUUCCAAAACCCUAACCGAUUCAAUGGAGAUCGAAGGAGUCGAAUCGACCAGAAAACGCAUGAAGCCUGAUAGCCGAGAAGAAGGCGAGGGAGGCGCGUCGGACUCGGAGAUGGCGCAGAGGGAAGAGUACGAGACGAGCGUGGCCGGAUCUGAAGAGGUGGAGCUUUCGAUCAGUCACAUUCUCGAGAAGAUCGACCGCUUCACUGAGAUGAUUUCGGAGCUGCUUGACUCGGGGAAGGUGAUGUUUAAGAAGAUGAGUGAUGAGUAUGAGGAGAGACUGAUCAUGAUUCACAAGGAGCAGAUGGAGAAGUGGCAGGAGGAGAUCAGAGAGCUGCGCGUGAUUGAUGCUUCGAAUGAGGAGGCUAGUGCCGUGCUGCAUAAUGCUGCGUAUUUGCUUCAGAAUCCUCAUGUAGAUUCUUGAAGGUUUCAAAGCCAAAGCGUUUCAUUAUUGAAGUAAGUUUCAAAUCGAAGACCCAUGUUGCCAUUGAAGGAGGGAAUGACAACCUAAGGACCCACUGCUAAGUAUAUAAGUUCAACUAAUUGCUGCCUUCUCAUGUAUAAAUGAAUUUCCGUAACAUGUUGCAAUGGUAUGUGUUGGCAUUCAUCUAAGAAAUACCAGUGUAAGAAACCUGAUCAGUAAAUUCUGUCUUCCCAGCGAGUCUUACAUCUGUUAAAGACUUGAUCAGUAAUUCAGUAUAUACGUAUGAAACCAUUUCCUUC